Messenger RNA from Mercenaria mercenaria, 1299 nucleotides. Its product is annotated as 39S ribosomal protein L9, mitochondrial-like. The transcript has 8 exons. Gene Ontology annotation, biological process: translation. The record is from RefSeq and is a predicted model, not a curated record. Lineage: Eukaryota; Metazoa; Mollusca; Bivalvia; Venerida; Veneridae. Gene Ontology annotation, molecular function: structural constituent of ribosome. Bases 220 to 1071 code for a protein of 283 amino acids. Gene Ontology annotation, cellular component: mitochondrion; ribosome.
AAUAACUUAGAGCGUCCCGAGAGAACAACAACAAGGUUACGGCGAGCAGAGUAGAAAACGUUUUCAGUUGAUAUAUUGGUGCAAACGUCGUGUUGCGUCAAUUUAGAAAGCGUUUACUAAGCAAACCCAUCAAUAUUAUAUAGUCACUAUCAGAUUCUGUCAACUGAAAUCCCGAGGUCGGGCGUUAGAUGAGACUAUAGUGUUUGUGAAAGUGUGAAAAUGUUAGCCAGUUUAAGACAGUCCUGUCAGUGUACAUGCAGAUGUUUUCUACAAAACAGAACUCCAGGAUUGGUAUUUACAGCUGUAAGAAAGUAUGAGCAUCCUGAAACAGCUGUAUUUGAAAGAAUGCACAAGGUUAACAAUGUUGGUGUAGGAAAAUACCCACUUCUACGGAGACGUCACUACAUCCUUAACAAAGUACAUCCCUCUGAACAGGCAUCAUAUAAAAAAACUAUGAAGUGUAUUCUCACGAAAGAAAUAGAUGGUAUCGGUCUGAAAGGAACUGUAGUGGAGGUACCAAAACGAUUGUUCAGGAACCAGCUGUAUCCCAGUGGAGAGGCUGUAUAUGCCUCACCAGAAAAUAUAGACCUGUAUGAACAGUAUAGAAAGGAGAGUGAAGAAGAAGGAAUAGAUUAUGAAAUAAAACAGCUGAUGCGAAAGAUGGCAGGAUUUCAUUUGAGAGUAUUUAUGAAUGGUAAAGAAUCGUGGACUCUAGGACCAAACCACCUUAAAGUUGCUUUUAGAAAAAUGGGAGUCAUGUUAGGUGAAGAUAACAUUAUUAUGCCUGAUAAAGGUGUACAGAACAUGGGGGACUUUACCUUCAGACUUCAGAUGAAUGAGAGAAUAGCCUGUCAGGUAUGCGGGACAGUCUACCCAGUGGGAGAGGAUGGUCUCCCACAAUCAGAUGUAGAAUAUCCACCAAUUUGGGACAACCCUCUCAUUGAUCCAUCUACACCAACUGAGUAUUUGAAGAAAAAAGCUGACAAUGUAGAAGAUACUGAAUCAAUUUCAGAAAAAAAUGUUGAAGAUGUUGAGGAGAGUACUGAAAAUGAAGAUAGUGAUAAGACUUGAGGGAGAAAAGUUUUCAAUGAAAUAUGACAACUUAAUAUUUGGCUUAGUCAUUAUAAUUGUGUUUGCUCAUUUUUUUGUUCCAGCAGAACAUUGCUUUAACAAAAUUGUGGAAGUAGCUUUAACAUGAACAAGUUUGCAGAAGUCACUUUCACAGUUGAAAAAUAAAAAAUGAGGGACAGAUUCCAAGAACAGUUAAAAAAAUAUUAUAGCAUUAUGCUGGAAAAUGGU